CAUUAGCUUAUUUAUGAUAUUUUCACUUUAUACAGUCGCAUCAUUGUUAUUGGUAUCUGCGCAAGCUUCCAUAGUUCAAUUUAAUGUUAUAGCACCUGGCUCGAAAAUAGUCCAAGUGAAUAUUAAUGGAACGGUAACUUCACUUACCGCUUCCGUGCCCAAUGUUCCUUUUUAUACAGGUUCCGUUGAGAUUGGAACUUCCAGAUCCUAUAAAUACGUCUCGGACAACAAGACUGAAGCCUUCUCUCGUACUUUAAGCAAAGAAACAACCGCUACGUUCAACGAGUUCUUUGGGCGCCCCAUUACUUACGCUAAUAUCCCAGCUCUUCCUCGCCCUCUAGACAAUGGCAAACAGUGGACUCGUGGCGGAGAAGCCUCAGAACUUUUUGACACCAAUUACAUCCCUUCUAUCUUUGUACAGGGUGUACCAUCUGAAAUGAAUACACUUAUUACUCAAGUACCCAAGACGAAGCAUCUCGUUGAUAUCACAAUGAUCGGUAAAGAUUUUGUAAGAACCUUCAAGAAAGCCAAAUUAAGUAUAUCGGGCGCCGGAAAAAAACAUAACAACGCAAAACAAUCUUGGAGAUGGUCUCUUGCUCCUGGAGACUAUAUUGAUAAUCGGGAUACUUUCAAAAUUCGUCACAUGGAAGAAGAUCCUACCCAAAUGCGGGAGAAACUAUAUGCGGACUGUCUCCGUGCUAUGGGUACUUAUGCUAACGAGGCUAAUAUGGUUCGAUACUUUAUCAAUGGAGAGUCAUUUGGAACUUUUAAUUUACUUGAUGAUGUAACUAAGUAUUCUUAUAUUCGUGCCAUGUUUUAUAAUGGUAAUCCUCCCGCAAAAAUGGGACCUAUCUACGAUGGUGCCUCUGGUGCUAGUUUCGAAUAUUAUACGGAUCCAAGUGAAUAUUCUUCUUUCAAACCUAGUAAGGGAUCUCCUGAAGGUUAUGAGGCCAUCCAACCUUUGGCAAAAGCUAUCCGUAUGCUUAAUAUGACUGAUACCGCGGCUAUUGAUCGAUUUGAAAACACAUUUGGUAUUGACCAGUUCCUUCGAUUUAUGGUGAUGGAGUACCUUGGUGGAAGUUGGGAUGGUUACUGGCAAAUGCAGACUAAUGACGGAGCUUACAAAGAUUAUGCUAAUAACAAUACUUGGUAUUAUCUUGGUCAAGAUUAUGACGGUACUUUCGGUGUUAAUCUUGCUGUGGAUGUUAUCAACUACUCUUAUAAGAAUUACCCUGCCAAAAAUCCAAAUGCUGUAUUGAUUAACCGGCUCCUCACCAACAAGGACAUCGCUGCUAGAUUUGAAUCCUAUAUUACAGAUACUGUUAAGCAGCUCUUUAAUAAUGCCACCCUUGGAAAGCAUAUCAUGGCCUAUCGCAAAUUCAUUGCUCAUGAUUUAAAGUGGGACCGUUCUAUCAAACAAAGAUCACCUGGAAUCAACUAUGGCUGGGUCUUCAGUCAGUCCUAUGCUAAUUUAUUUGAAGAAGUAUCUUCACCUAACAAAAACGGUGGUGGGGCUGCUUAUGGUCUCACUGAAUGGAUCACCAAGAAGUCUCAGGUCGUUGCAAAAGACCUCAAAUUCACCUUGUAAAUUAUUACAAUAGCAUUUUUUUUUUACACUAUACCACUUUUACAUAAUUUUUUUUAUUCUUAAUGUACCAC
This is a messenger RNA of Mucor mucedo, 1659 nucleotides long. Its product is annotated as coth protein-domain-containing protein. Lineage: Eukaryota; Fungi; Mucoromycota; Mucoromycetes; Mucorales; Mucoraceae. The record is from RefSeq and is a predicted model, not a curated record. The transcript has a single exon. The coding region runs from base 14 to 1588 and encodes 524 amino acids.